CCGACUCUGAAGUCGCCUUCUUCAGCUCCGGGUUUGUAGAAACGUUGUCCUGCUGAGUGUGGAGACGCGUCAGAGUAGGCUGCCUGCAAAGUUCUGCGACACCAGUCGGACACCAUGGCGGACAACCGGGAUCCAGCCAGCGACCAGAUGAAGCUUUGGAAGGAGCAGCGGGCUGCGCAGCGCCCUGAUGUCCUCACCACUGGGGCCGGCAAUCCAAUAGGAGACAAAUUGAAUAUUAUGACAGUAGGGCCCCGUGGGCCCUUUGUUGUUCAGGAUGUGGUUUUCACCGAUGAAAUGGCUCACUUUGACCGGGAGAGAAUUCCUGAGAGAGUUGUGCAUGCUAAAGGAGCAGGGGCUUUUGGCUAUUUUGAGGUCACGCACGACAUUACCAGAUACUCCAAGGCAAAGGUGUUUGAGCAUGUUGGAAAGAGGACUCCCAUUGCAGUUCGAUUCUCCACGGUUGCUGGAGAAUCAGGCUCAGCUGACACAGUUCGUGACCCUCGUGGGUUUGCAGUGAAAUUUUACACAGAGGAUGGUAAUUGGGAUCUUGUUGGGAAUAACACCCCCAUUUUCUUCAUCAGGGAUGCCAUACUGUUUCCAUCCUUUAUCCACAGCCAGAAGAGAAACCCUCAAACACACCUGAAGGAUCCGGACAUGGUCUGGGAUUUCUGGAGCCUGCGCCCUGAGUCUCUACAUCAGGUGUCCUUCCUGUUCAGUGAUCGAGGGAUUCCAGAUGGACACAGGCACAUGAAUGGAUAUGGAUCCCAUACUUUUAAGCUGGUUAAUGCAAACGGAGAGGCAGUUUACUGCAAAUUCCAUUAUAAGACUGACCAAGGCAUCAAAAACCUUUCAGUUGAAGAUGCUGGAAAACUUGCCCAGGAAGAUCCUGACUAUGGCCUCCGGGAUCUCUUUAAUGCCAUUGCCACGGGCAACUACCCCUCCUGGACUUUUUACAUCCAGGUCAUGACAUUUAGUCAGGCAGAAACAUUUCCACUUAAUCCAUUUGAUGUUACCAAGAUUUGGCCUCACAAGGACUACCCUCUUAUCCCAGUUGGCAAACUCGUCCUAAAUCGAAAUCCAGUGAAUUACUUUGCCGAAGUUGAACAGUUGGCCUUUGACCCAAGCAACAUGCCACCUGGCAUUGAGCCCAGCCCUGACAAAAUGCUUCAGGGUCGCCUUUUUUCCUAUCCUGACACUCACCGCCACCGCCUGGGACCCAACUACCUUCAGAUACCUGUAAACUGUCCCUUCCGUGCUCGAGUAGCCAACUACCAGCGUGACGGCCCCAUGUGCAUGUUCGACAACCAGGGUGGCGCUCCAAAUUACUACCCCAACAGCUUUAGUGCUCCCGAUCAAGUGCAGAGUUAUGCCCUGGAGCAUAGCACCUCCUGUUCUGGGGAUGUGCAGCGCCACAACAGUGCCAACGAUGACAAUGUCUCUCAGGUGCGGGCGUUCUACAUGAAUGUGCUGAACGAAGAAGAGAGGAGGCGUCUGUGUGAGAACAUUGCUGGCCAUCUGAAAGACGCACAACUUUUCAUCCAGAAGAAAGCGGUCAAGAACUUCAGUGAUGUCCAUCCUGACUAUGGGGCCCGCGUUCAGGCUCUCCUGGACAAAUACAAUGCCGAGAAACCCAAGAACACGAUUCACACCUUUGUGCAGCAUGGCUCUCACCUGGCUGCAAGAGAGAAAGCUAACCUGUGAGGGUCAGAGCCCUGGCCUGGUGCCGAGUUGCUCUCCGCCUAUGAAGCAAAGCAUGGUAUUCACACACGUCAUCCACAUUGCUGGAUAGAAGAUUGUCCUGUGCUAGAUGAGCAAAUGUAAGCUUUGUCUUUAAAAUGAUAAUCCAGGUUUCUAUAGAAAUAAUCUAAUAAUGGCUUUUAAUGCUUUUUCCCUUGGGGAAAAAUGAAGACUAGGGUUUAACAAUUAUUUAAAAGAAACAUGUAAUUGCUUUUGACAGUUUGUUGGAUUACUCACUUAAAACGACUGGAAUGAAAAUUUCUAGCAGAAAUAUAAUUUAAUUCAAUAAGAAAAAAAUCUUGAUGAAAUAAGUGUGUUUGCAUAUCAUCUCAUGGCCUGUUAUAUAAAAAUAUGGUUGUAAUUAUAUAAGAAGAAAAGAUCAAGAUAAUCCACUGAGAAAUUUUAAUUUUUCUAAGUUCUCUAUAGGAAAAGCACAUUUAAUGCCUUAGCCUCUUGAAAAUAACUUCAGUACCAUUAUAGCUUAAUGCUUAUUUCUGCUUGGAAUUGAACCGAUUUAAAAAAGAAAAUUUGGAAUUCAUUUAUGCUAAUACAGCACUGAUUUAACAACAGACUGGUUUGUAAUUAUUACAUUUUUACAAUAAAAUAAUCUGUACAUAAAAAUA
Messenger RNA from Hipposideros armiger (great roundleaf bat), 2360 nucleotides. RefSeq names its product catalase (gene CAT). The coding region runs from base 115 to 1701 and encodes 528 amino acids. The transcript has 13 exons. Lineage: Eukaryota; Metazoa; Chordata; Mammalia; Chiroptera; Hipposideridae. Gene Ontology annotation, biological process: response to hydrogen peroxide; hydrogen peroxide catabolic process. Gene Ontology annotation, molecular function: heme binding; catalase activity. Gene Ontology annotation, cellular component: peroxisome; mitochondrion; cytoplasm. The record is from RefSeq and is a predicted model, not a curated record.